AAAGUUAUACACAUCCACCGUUAACGGGAAACUCUUGUGAAGUAUAUGCAUGCCGUCAUGAAAACGCCCGUGUGUAUGUCUAAGUAUGUAAGAACGAUCCACGGCUUUUACGUGCAUGAUGUGGCGGAUGGAUACUUGAGUUGAAAACGAUGCAUACAUUUCAAACUCCUCAGCUCCACCAGAACGCCGGCCGGCCACGCGGGCGAGGCAAGUGGCGCGCUCGCUCGCUCGCUCGCUCGCUCGCUCCUAUUAAAAUGGCCGAUGUUCCCAAUCGCGGCGUUUUUCUUUUAUUUCGCCCGUGAGGGCGACCGACCGAGGCUUCCGCUGCUCGGGAGUCGUUGGCCACACGUCUUGGGGAUUCGGAUAGUGCCAUCCAUAGAAAGAUAAGCCGCAGAGGAAUAAUGCUGCUCACCAAACUGGGCUCAAGCUUGUCCUCCGCCGCGAGUAGCGUGGAGCUGCCGCCCAUCAAAGCACAACAAGUCCAAGAAGAAGUGCCUCCAUUUGAGAAGGUGUACCGAGUGGAUUCGGUUCUGGGCAGCGGGGGCUUCGGGACUGUCUACUCGGCCGUCCGCGUGGUGGACGGCGUGCCGGUAGCUGUGAAACAUGUGUCCAGAGACAAAGUGACUGAGUGGGGCUCUUUGUGUGGUAGCGUGGUUCCGCUGGAGAUUGUGCUAUUGAAGAAGGUGGGCGGGGCCUUCGACGGCGUAGCGCGCCUGCUGGACUGGCGGGAACACCCCGACGGCUGGCUGAUGGUUUUGGAGCGCCCCGAGUUGGGCCAAGACCUCUUUGACUACAUCACGGAGCGUGGCGCCUUGGAUGAGGCGGUGGCGCGCGGCUUCUUCCGCCAGGUGCUAGAGGCGGUGCGCCACUGCUACGCGUGCGGCGUGGUCCACCGCGACAUCAAGGAUGAGAACCUGGUGGUGGACCUGCGCACCGGCCAGAUCAAACUCAUCGACUUUGGAUCGGGGGCCCUGCUCAGAGAAGGAAUUUACACAGACUUUGAUGGCACUCGUGUGUACAGUCCCCCGGAGUGGAUCCGUCUCCGCCGCUACCGCGGCCGCUCUGCCGCCGUGUGGUCUCUCGGGGUACUGUUGUACGACAUGGUGUGCGGAGACAUCCCUUUCGAGCACGACGACGACAUCCUCAGUCGGCAACUACGCUUCGGCGUCGGCGUCUCCUCGGAUUGCCGGCAACUGAUCGGCUGGUGCCUCAGCCUGGAGCCGCGCGCGCGUCCAACCCUGGAGCAGAUGCUCCUGCACCCGUGGGUGACCUGCGAUAGUAGCAAUGAGAAGGACGAAGAGGAAGCGAAAGGAGGCGCCACAUUCCAUGCGGCAUCUCAGGAAAGCGUCUGAUCGAAAAUUAAGAGGCAGGCGCUGGUCUUCUCAGGUUGUUUUUUUGUUUUGUUUCUUCUUCACGUUGUAGCAAUCGUCAGUUCCUCGUGCACAGUCAAUGCAAUGAUACGCUUGGAUAUAUUUGAUAUAUAUUUGAUAUUCGUGCGAGCAUAUUUUCUAUACAUUUAUUUAUAGAGAACAUUCCACGUUAUUUAUACACUACAUUUUUCAAAAUGUUUUUUUUUUAUUUUGUUUUACUCUUGCCAUGUUUUUUGGGGGGGGCGGGUUUUGUGUUUUUAAUAAUUUUACUACUGAAGCAUAUUGCUGCAUAUUAAGGGAUAAAUUGUUACAACACUUUAAAGGGGGGGGGGGGGGUGUCAAGUAAAAAAUUGUGUUUCCAAUAAUAUGUUCUAUACGGCCAUCAUGUCAUCUUCAGUUGACAGCAAAUGGCCGCCCUCUGGGAGGGAAAAAACAAUUGGUUUGUUCCGCUCCAUUCAUAUUGCACAAUGGCAAUAUUAAUCAGAAAGCCGUUGCACCACAAGGAGCCGUAUAGAACGGUGUAAAGGACAUCUUUUGACUUGACUUCCACUCAAAUUUCUUGUUUUGGUGUGAUAAUGCAUCAAAUAAAUAUGCCUCCACAAGUA
This is a messenger RNA of Syngnathus acus (greater pipefish), 1975 nucleotides long. RefSeq names its product serine/threonine-protein kinase pim-3-like. The transcript has 6 exons. The record is from RefSeq and is a predicted model, not a curated record. Lineage: Eukaryota; Metazoa; Chordata; Actinopteri; Syngnathiformes; Syngnathidae. Gene Ontology annotation, biological process: protein autophosphorylation; regulation of mitotic cell cycle; negative regulation of apoptotic process. Gene Ontology annotation, molecular function: ATP binding; protein serine/threonine kinase activity. Bases 402 to 1352 code for a protein of 316 amino acids. Gene Ontology annotation, cellular component: cytoplasm.